Messenger RNA from Lycium barbarum (goji berry), 965 nucleotides. RefSeq lists its product as uncharacterized. The transcript has 4 exons. Gene Ontology annotation, cellular component: nuclear membrane. Lineage: Eukaryota; Viridiplantae; Streptophyta; Magnoliopsida; Solanales; Solanaceae. The record is from RefSeq and is a predicted model, not a curated record. Bases 126 to 617 code for a protein of 163 amino acids.
GAGAAAGCUCCACACAAUAGGAGUGUAGAACACACCAGGCAGUACUAACCAGAGCCACUAUCAAGAUUUGCAGGAAAAAAAAAAAGAGAGGGCACUUUCUUGAUCUGAAAGCAGCAAAAGCAAAAAUGGAGGAAUUAACAACAGCAUUGAAUUCACAUAUGGACCAAAUGGCAGAUCUAGUUGAGAAAUUAUCUGCAGAGAUGAGGUCUAGUCUUAGACCCGCUUAUGACAAUUUCAUUGGCUUCUUCCACGCCAUUGACUGGACGGAACCUUGGUUAGUAGGUCUUCUUUCAUUUCAUGUCGUGUUUCUUCUAGUAUCUAUUGUGUCUCGGAAGAACAUCAAUUUCCAGAUGUUUUUGUUCCUUUUUGCACUGGGAGGAGUGUAUGGUGCUGAGAGGCUUAAUAGGAUAUUAGCUGCAAACUGGAAAAGCUUCGCGAGCCAGAAUUACUUUGAUUCACAUGGCAUUUUUCUUUCCACGCUCUGGUCUGGGCCUCUGUUGGUUAUUGCGAUAAUAAUCUUGGUUAAUACCCUCUUUUCACUAUGUUACCUGAUUGUCAGGUGGAAAAAAGCUGAGCUUAGACACCGGGCAAGACUAGCUAGUAACAAAGAGGAUUAACAAAGAUAUUGCUGCUCUGUUACGACUAAAGCAAAAGCAUAGGGCAGGCCCAGGGAAUGCAACGUCUUGCUCCAUUCUCUCCCUACACAAGACUGGUGAAGAGAAUCACUUAACACUGGGUUACAUUAAGGAUAUCUUUUUGCCAUUAACCUUUUCCCUGUUUAAAUGUGUUUCCAUUGUUUGGUUCAGAUUUUCUUUGUAGAAGUGAAAUCGGCAUAGCCUUUCUUGCUUUUAUACCCCAUCUGAGAAACGCUGCCCAGUUUUCAUAUAUCUUGUAAUUUUAGAUCGUUGAAUUUCUUAUAUCAAGAUUAAAAUGAGACAUGUCUCCGAAAGAACUUGCAUGUGAAA